GUCAGAGUAGUGGAGCCACACGGUUCAGACGGGGCGCUCCGCAGCAAACGCAGCUGAAACGCGCAAAAGAAAGCACAGAAAAAGCUGAAAAAAAAUAUAUAAAAGUCAAGCAAAUAUUCUAAUAAAAUAUUUAAUUACAAAAAAAAAGUGUUUGAAGCAAAUGUAAAAAAAAAUCGAAGAAAUUUAGCAAUUGUGUUUAACGGUUAAAAUUCAGAGGCAUGCCAAAAUUAUGUAGAUACUUUCUGAGGCCUGAAGCCAUGUGCAGAGCAGCAGCAGCAGCACCAGCAGUGGAAGCACUGGCAAUGGGAAUGCCCAGCGGAUUUCUAUAAAAACGAAAAGAAGCAGAGGAAACGAGAAACCCAAAACCCAAAACCAAAUGUGCAUGAAAAUCCAGCGAAUGAAACAGUUUUUUGUAACCUUGAGCGCAACUGUGCUAAAGGCAACAACUGCUUAGUCAAUAACAACUCGAAGCACUCAAAAUACGACAGCAACAACAGGAGCAGCAGCAGCAGCAGCAGCAGCAGCAGCAGCAACACCAAUAAAAUACAACAGAAAUUAAAAUAGCAACCACACGGCCGUACAUCAUGGCGUAUGGGUAAUAUCUGAAUACGUAUGGCACGACAUAUGCAGUAAAUGUGCGAGGCAGCUGUGUUUAAAUAUUGCAUUAUGCACACACUGUGCGCUUCGUGUGUGUGCGUGUGCCACUGUGGCAUGCCACUUGCCUCUGCCACUGUCGCUGUGUGUGAUUGUGUGUGUGUGUGCGUGCGUGAGCAAGUUUGUCAAUGUGUUAUUGUUAGAGAUGGUGCCAAAUGAAAUAUUAAGCAAAUUAAUUCAUAGAAAUGCUCUAACUUGUAUUCAUGUGCCACUCGACAACAACAGCAACAACAACAAAAACAACAACAAGCAAUAACAACAACAACAGCAGCAUGUUCGAUGACGCAUUCUAGAGUAGGGCAGAAGGUUAAAUUACUACGGCAACAACAACGGCUACGGCUACGACAUCGUCUACGGCUACCGUCGAAAUUCGCCACGUACAGCGAUUCGGAUUCGGAGUCCGAAAAUAUUAAAACCCGAUACCAAUACCGAAUCGCAGCACGCAAGUUGGCGAUUUAUAGGCGUGCGACCAACUACAAUAAGCAUCUCCUGCUACUGCUGCUGCCGCUCCCGCGCCCGCUCCUGCCCCAGCCCCAGCCCCAACCACAGCCCCCCUCUAUGCAAUAGCUCAACAAAGUUCACCACCCACAAUAACAAAGAGGCCCAGCAAUAGUUGUUGCUGUGGUGAAUUUGCCAAUAGACAACAAUUCAAUGUGUGCCUCGGGGCACAAGUGUGACCGUCUAACGCAAAUAAAUAUCGUCAAGUAUCGUUUAACUAAGAAACAACAACAACAACUGCAACAACAACAACUGCAAAGAAAACAAAGAGAAUUCCAAAUUAGGCAUUGAAAAGGAAUUAAAAAAGAAAAGAAAAAAUACUCAAACGUGCGUGUCAGCCGCUGCGAGAGCGUGUGACUGUCGGGAGAGCGUCGGGAGAGCGUGACGCGUUGAAUUCACCACGAUUUGUUUUCUCCUCGUUGACGGGCAGCAGCAGUUCGAAUAAAAAAAACUUUCACUCUCGGCACAACGUGGCGGCGGGCGGUGCGAAAGCAUCGAGCAGGAAGCGCAUAAAGUGACACACAAACACACACAUACACACACACACACACAUAGAACACUCACACACACACACACACACAGACGGAACACUUAACACUGAACACAGAUAGCAAGCCAGUUAAAGAAAGCCCACAGUAAGCAAACUAAACAACGAGCAGCAGCAAAACUUUUGCAUGCCAGCAGCUGACUGCUGCAGGAAGCGUGCCACAGGACACGGGACGGCAGGACAGCCGCAGCGGCAGCAGAACGGGACAGUGGCGGACAGUCCGGCAGCGACUGCCUCGCCUGACUGCCUGUCAGAGCCAUUGAAUAGGCCUCUUCAGCGCGAACACUGGCACAGGAUACAGGCCAAGCACACACGCAACGCAAUUUAAAUGUAUCCUUAGAAUUUCAAACAGCACCAGCACCCCAACAGUGUAAUGCGCCUUGGGGGUAGUGGUAUACCAUACGACGGCGACCCCCUGACAAUGAGCGCAGCUGGCAAUGACUAUGCCGAAUUAUGCGAUCUUGGACCAUCACGUUGGAGUGCACGCGCCUAUGGAUAUCAUGCAACACAAGCAGCAAACGCAUCCGGCCUUGGAAUUGGCGGCAUUGGUGUACCGGGCGCCACACAAUCAUCAUCGAGCGUGCCGACGGGCGGCUCAUCGGGCCUCAGCGCUCAUCAUUUGCGGAGCAGCGCAGCGCAGCCAAACAGUUACGAGGCGGAGGACAUUGGUCUGGCCUUUGGCAUGAUCAGUCCGCCGCCAGGCAGCGCCGGACACGCGGCCCAUUACGGCCCCGGCCCCGGCGCUGGCUCCCGUGUGGGCAACAGCACCAGUUCGCUGCGUGCCGGCGGCGGUGCCGGAGGCGGCAGUGGUGGUCGCUCCGGCCUCUACUAUUCGCCGCCGGGCACAUCCUACACGAUCAUUGAGCGUCCCCAUUCGCCGCACUACUACUACAAUUCGGCUGGUGUGCCGACCAAGGGCGGCUCGCUGCCGGGUCGCGGCUCAGCGUAUCUCAGCUCCUCGCCCUCGAGCCACAUGGCCGCCGGCACCGCCGGCACGCUGCCCACAUCGACGGCGGCGAGCGGUCGCCACUCGGCCUCGGCCAUGGGCAAUGGCAACAAGAAGCGGCCCAUUUCCCCGGAGCAGGUGCUGCGCAUGUUCGGUGCCACGCAGUCGUCUUCAGUUCCUACGAGUAGCUAUCACUAUAGCAACGGCGGCACCCGGGAUCGGGAUCGCACCGGGCGACGCAGCCCGGCCAGCAGUCCGCCCUCGACAACGCAUCAGAUCUAUCGGGAUCGUGAACGAGAUCGGGAUCGCAGUGUGCCCAACAUACAUGAACUUACCACGCGCACUGUUUCCAUGUCGCGCGAUCAGCAAGUGGAUCACGGCUUUGGCAUUUGCGUUAAGGGAGGCAAAGACUCAGGCUUAGGUGUUUACAUCUCACGCAUCGAGGAGAAUUCGGUGGCGGAACGCGCCGGCCUGCGACCCGGUGAUACAAUCCUAGAGGUGAACGGCACGCCAUUCACCUCAAUCAAUCACGAGGAGGCGCUUAAGAGAUGUGUGCAGAUAUUGAAAUCGUCACGUCAAAUCAGUAUGACGGUGCGAGCGCCGCCCACGCUGAACUCAACGGCGCCGCUGCACGGUUUUGGUCCACCCUCGCGGGAUCCCAUGUACGCAUCGAUGGCCCCCCUAUUACCCCAAUCGGCAGCCGCCCAGGCAGCAGCCGCCGGCGGCGGAGGCGGAUCGGGUCUGCCCUUUCGUCAGACCUGCUCCUGGAUGGAUCGACACGGUCGUCCGGCCUCGCCGCCCAUGGAGUACGGCGGCAGACGAAACGAUCGAAGAGAUCGGGUACGUCGCGUGGAACUGCUCAUUGAGCCGGGCCAAUCGCUGGGCCUGAUGAUACGCGGCGGCGUGGAGUACGGUCUGGGCAUCUUUGUGACGGGCGUUGACAAGGAUAGCGUCGCAGAUCGUGCCGGCCUCAUGAUCGGCGACGAAAUCCUGGAGGUCAAUGAUCAGUCGUUCCUCGAUGUGACGCACGACGAGGCCGUCAGCCAGCUGAAAUACCAUAAGCGCAUGUCGCUGCUGAUACGUGACGUGGGCAAGGUACCGCACUCCUGCACAUCCAUCGAAAUGGAGCCCUGGGAUGCGUACAGUCCAACGGGCACGAGAGCACGCCGAAAAGGUCAGAUUGCGACCAUGGUGGAGGAGAAGGCGCGCUCACUGCUGCCACGACAUCAUUUUGCAAGUCUUUCAUAUUAUAUAGCCGAAUAUAGUGUGAAAGCAAUGACCAUAGAUGCCUUUGUUGCCGUCUUAUUAGAGAUGUUAGAUACGUACGAAAAGCACACGCUCGUGACGGAAAUUCGAGAGCUCGUCUUUCCGGAGGAUCGUACACGUUACGAUGAGCUAGUGUAUCGCCGUGAGCGCGAUCCAUAUAGCGUGGAUAGGCAUAGGCGUAAAGGAGACCCCGCACGUGAUUUGCCGGUAACAGCCGACGACAUGGAAGUAAGCGCCGCAACUGGACGCAGUCCCUCGUCGGACUCGGGGCUGGGCGGCAUGACCGUAACGGAUAUACAUAAACGACCCGCACUGCAGUUGCCCUAUCGGCCCAUGUCGGCGGGACCAGUGUUGCAUCGAUCACAGCAUUAUCAGCCAGCCACAGCCACAUCACAUGCAGCUAGCAACCAAUCACCAUCACCAACGCCACCUUCACUACAACAACAACAACAACAACAUUAUCCACAUCAUACCUCAUUGCGUCAUCUGGGCGGCGUUGGAAGUGCGCGUCAUCAUCAUCAACAUUUGGGACCAAAUCAAUUUAAAGUCAAGCAAGCCAAAGACAAUCAGCAACAGGAAUACGGCUGUGAUGAGCAUAGAACUCGACGGGGCAGCGAAACCCUAUUACCGGAAUAUGAUCAAGAUGCGGUGAGUAAGACAUAGAGUUUUCUUCCGGCAGGUAAAGGGGCUCACUCUCUCC
Molecule: messenger RNA, 4611 nt
Organism: Drosophila navojoa
Lineage: Eukaryota; Metazoa; Arthropoda; Insecta; Diptera; Drosophilidae
Cellular component (GO): cilium; stereocilia ankle link complex; stereocilium tip
Molecular function (GO): protein binding
Source: RefSeq, a predicted model, not a curated record